Messenger RNA from Sardina pilchardus (European sardine), 879 nucleotides. RefSeq names its product meprin A subunit beta-like. Gene Ontology annotation, cellular component: membrane. The record is from RefSeq and is a predicted model, not a curated record. The transcript is spliced from 6 exons. The coding region runs from base 1 to 879 and encodes 292 amino acids. NCBI's taxonomy places the organism in Eukaryota, Metazoa, Chordata, Actinopteri, Clupeiformes, Clupeidae. Gene Ontology annotation, biological process: proteolysis. Gene Ontology annotation, molecular function: zinc ion binding; metalloendopeptidase activity.
AUGUCUUUUCCGCAAAGUCUGUCCAUUGGUAAAGGCUGUGAAGACCUUGCCAUAGCGGAGCAUGAGAUUCUUCAUGCUUUGGGCUUUUGGCAUGAGCAGUCCAGACCUGACCGAGACGACUAUGUUGAGAUCGUCUGGGAUAACAUUGUGACAGGAAGCGAAAACAAUUUCCUAAAGCAAACAGCAGAUACAUUAGGUUCUCAAUAUGACUACCGAUCAAUAAUGCAUUACAGUAGCAAUGCCUUUUCCAAUGGAGUUGGACCCACCAUUAAGACGCUGGAUCCACAUUUUCAAGAUGUUAUUGGUCAACGUCAAGAGAUGAGUGAAGUGGAUGUGUGGAAGUUGAACACUUUCUACUACUGCUCUUCCUCUGUGACAUUUUUGGAAGAGUGUAGCUUUGAGACUGGCAGCAGUUGUGUGCAGUCAGCUUGCUCAAGUGGAGAGAGCCAGUGGGAAAAAGUCACAAGUGCUGAGGGAGGUCCAGCUGCUCACCACAGCGUUUCUAGCCAAGGAGGACAUUUUAUGCAUUUCAGCACAAUUAAUGGAAAAGAGGGUGAUGAAGCCAAACUAGAAACCAGGAGGAUGACCCCUCGCAGAGAUUUCCAGUGCCUGGAGUUCUUCUACUAUCACAGUGGCAGCAAUACUGACCUGCUAAACAUCUGGAUCAGAACGUUUGACAGUGAGAAUGACUCUAUUGGGGUUCCCAGACUUGUUGGUCAGAUCACAGGUACACCAGCAGAUUAUUGGCAGCUUCACCACAUACAACUGAAAAGCACAAAGACUUUCCAAAUUGAAUUUCAAGCGAAAAAGGGACAAGGACUGUCCAGUGGAGGUUUCUCACUGGACGAUAUCAACCUCUCAGAGACUAGAAUGGAGUGA